AUGUUAUUAACAAGACUUUUAGGAAAUUUAAAACUGAUUAGCUCUGAAUUACCCAACACAUCUAAAAUCUUUGCAUUCUUAGAAAACAAAAAUCAUGCUUUAUCUUUUGAUGGAAAAGAAUUAAAAGGACUUAAUCGAUCUCUAUCGGAAAAUAAUUUUAAAAUCCCUGAAUUAACACCAGGUGUUGAGAAAAAUAUGGUAACAAAAUUCAAUUUAGGUGCAAAUAAGUUGUGUGUGAAUACUGAAAAUAAAAUUGUUAAAUGUUCGGCAGGCUCAAAAGAAAUGAUUAUUUUACUAGAAUUUUUAACAGAAAACAUAAAAGUGAGACUGAAAGAUAUUAAUGGAAACUGUUUUACAAAGAUAGGUGAAGAAAGUCAAUUUGACAAAUUAAAUGUCGAAUUGUUACCUUGUGAAAAUGGUAAUAAAGAUCAAACUUACAUUCUUGUAGACAGAAAUCCAAGUUCACAACCAAAAGUUCAUUUAGCUGCAAAAAUAUAA
Messenger RNA from Hepatospora eriocheir, 498 nucleotides. Lineage: Eukaryota; Fungi; Microsporidia; Hepatosporidae. The record is from the annotation of a GenBank genome assembly.